AUGGCCUCGUCGUCCGCGGCCUCGUUUAAGCUCGACCCCGCCGCGCUCCGACGCUCCCUCGUCGAGGGCGCGGCGACGCGCCAGCACGCGCGCGCGCCCGUCGCGACGCCGCCCCCGCGCCCCUCGAAGGCGCCCACCGAGCCGCGCGUCGUCCCCGUGGCGGACAUCUCGCACGUCUACGGCAUGCUCUACCCGAGAUCCCUCGUGGAAGGGAACGCGGGCACGUCCACGGUAUCGCUCGCGGCGGCGCUUCGAAAACGCGACCGCGCGUCUCGAGCCCGCCGCGACGCCUUCGCGUGCGCGAUCCACGCGACGCCGCGGCGGACGGAGCACUGCGAGGCGGCGACGGUCGCGGUGAACGCCGCGAUCGCGAGGUACCACGAGGCGACGGCGGCGCCGGGAGGGGACGAGGACGGCACGCUCUCGGACGUGGUCAACACGUCGCUGAAGCAGUCAGAGGCGUGCGACAUCGACUGGCUCGACGACAAGAUCGAGUGA
Micromonas pusilla CCMP1545 is the source of this 498-nucleotide messenger RNA. RefSeq lists its product as uncharacterized. The record is from RefSeq and is a predicted model, not a curated record. The coding region runs from base 1 to 498 and encodes 165 amino acids. The transcript has a single exon. Lineage: Eukaryota; Viridiplantae; Chlorophyta; Mamiellophyceae; Mamiellales; Mamiellaceae.